CCCCUUGGCAUGCCGCUACCCCGCACGAAACACAAGCAUCAACAUAGUGAUCACCUCACACACAAAGAUCGAAAUCGCCUGCACUGCAAGACGGUACACGGCAUCAUCGUGGAAAAAUGGCGGAUGCGGCUGUGAACCUAACCGGGCCGCCUGGCCAGCCAGAUAUUGCCUACACGCCAGAUUGGGAGAAGUACCAGGCACGAAUCGAGAGGCGCCGCGCUAGCGAGGACCUGGCGCAAGCUCUACCUGAUGGCUUCCCGAAAAGGCUCAGUUCGACACUGGCUUGGGAUGGCGCCACGGUCGCUGAGCAUUACAGCUAUGCCUAUCAUCUCACGGAAGCAGACUUGCGCGAAAUCGAUGGAGCUGUGGCACACUUCAAAUCUCUGGGCAAGCCUCUCGGCGAGUUGAGCCAGCAAACCUUCCCCCUGCAGGACCUGCAUGCAACUUUGCGGGGCGUGUCCAAGGACGUUCACGAUGGGCACGGCUUCAAGGUCGUGCGCGGUGUCCCAAUCCACAAAUAUUCCCGUGAGGAAAACAUCAUCAUCUACGCUGGCCUGGCAGCCCACGUCGCUUCCGUUCGUGGGCGACAGGACCACCAGUUCAACGGCAAACCCGCAGACGUGGUGUUGGCGCACAUCAAAGACCUGUCGCGCGACUUUGACGCACAGAGCAUCGGCUCACCUGCGUACACGGCGGAGAAACAAGUGUUCCACACCGACAGCGGAGAUAUCAUUGCUCUAUUCGCCUUGAGUGCUGCGGAAGAAGGCGGUGAGAGCUACCUGUCGAGCAGCUGGACCGUGUAUAAUGAGCUGGCGGCAACGCGACCCGACCUGAUCAGGACUCUGGCCGAGCCCUGGGAUGUUGACGAGUUCGGUAAGACCGGCCCUCCCGGUUUCACGAGGCGACCGCUGUUGUAUCACCAGCCUGCCACCGGCAGUGAGCCGGAGCGACUGCUGAUCCAAUACGCCCGCCGAGCCUUUGUCGGGUACUGGGGCCUGCCCAGAAGUGCAAAUAUCCCCGCGAUAACGGAGGCUCAGGCAGAAGCGCUUGAUGCGCUGCACUAUACCGCCGAGAAGCAUGCCGUGGCGCUCGAGUUCCAGCCGGGUGACAUCCAGUUCGCCAACAACCUCAGCAUCUUUCAUGCGCGGGGCUCUUUCCGAGACUCUGCCCAGAAACAGCGCCAUCUCGUUAGGUUGUGGCUUCGCGACGAUGAGCUUGCGUGGAAAAUACCAGAGGCCCUCAAAAGCAGAUGGGAUAGGGUCUAUGAAGGCGUGACGGCAGACAAGCAAGUUUUCCCGUUGGAGCCCUCUAUCCGGUCUGCAUCCGCAGGGAAGGCGACACAGCCAACUGUGCAGCAGCAGCCUACAGCCGUUGCGGCGUCUGCCUGAGUGAUACGUACGUAAAAGCUCACCAUCGCUUCUUGUGGCACCACGUGGGGUGGGGGUUUGCUUGGUGAGCAUGACAAGGUUGAAAGCUACCCAAAUGCCAAAGUCGCAAAUGCAUGUGAUGGCCCGCCGUACUCGGAGGGUCAACCUCAGGACGCAACCUGAAUUACUGCUACUAACAGACGAGAACCACGCCACUUUGGUGUUGUUGGCCAUGCAUUGCAGCGCGCUUGUGGUGAUAAUGCAGUACGUACUAUAGGCG
Molecule: messenger RNA, 1647 nt
Organism: Purpureocillium takamizusanense
Lineage: Eukaryota; Fungi; Ascomycota; Sordariomycetes; Hypocreales; Ophiocordycipitaceae
Exons: 4
Coding region: 117-1388 (423 amino acids)
Molecular function (GO): oxidoreductase activity
Source: RefSeq, a predicted model, not a curated record